GAUUGCCCACCAGUAUAUCUGCUUGACUCCUGUGUAUUCCCUCGCUGGGUGUAGGCUGACUUGAAUAAGUUUACAUUCCGAUACUGAGAAUUGCAUUCCACUGGGUAGUUCUGACGCACAAGAAGAAUGUGGAGGCCCAUACAAAGGGCAAGAUUAGGGACACUGAUAGAAGAGGCUUCUAUGCUCUGUGACUGCCUUUCGUGGAAAGCUCACACUGGCAGAAAGUGCUCUUGACCCAACUUGGGAGAGGAAUAUGUGGUCACAGAAACUUCGGACAAUUUGGCCUUACAACACCUGCAACACCCUGUCUGUUGUUUCAUUGCCUGUGGGUAUUUACGAAAACUAGUUUUGGCAAGCGUUCUGCAGGAAGUUUUAGGCGUGGCUGUGAAUGCAUUGUUUUAGAGCCUUCUGAAAUGAUUGUGGUGGACUAUAUGGAUGAAAAUGAAGAAUAUUUUCAGCGUCAAGCUUCCCAUAGACAAUCUCGAAGGAGAUUUAGAAAAAUCAACCAGAAAGGUGAAAGACAAACAAUUAUUGACACUGUGGAUCCUUAUCCCAUGGGCAAACCUCCUUUGCCUAGAGGCUAUCACACGGAAUGCACUAAAUCUCAGCUUCCUGCAGAUUUCACAAAACUGCAUCUUACUGACAGUCUCCACCCACAGGUGACCCACGUUUCUUCUAGUCAUUCAGGAUGUAGUAUCACUAGUGAUUCUGGAAGCAGCAGUCUUUCUGAUAUCUACCAGGCCACAGAAAGCGAGGCUGGUGAUAUGGACCUGAGUGGGUUGCCAGAAACAGCAGUGGAUUCCGAGGACGACGAUGAUGAAGAAGACAUUGAGAGAGCAUCAGAUCCUCUGAUGAGUAGGGACAUUGUGAGAGACUGCCUAGAGAAGGACCCAAUUGACCGGACAGAUGAUGAUAUUGAACAACUCUUGGAAUUUAUGCACCAGUUGCCUGCUUUUGCCAAUAUGACAAUGUCAGUGAGGCGAGAACUCUGUGCUGUGAUGGUGUUCGCAGUGGUGGAAAGAGCAGGGACCAUAGUGUUAAAUGAUGGUGAAGAGCUGGACUCCUGGUCAGUGAUUCUCAAUGGAUCUGUGGAAGUGACUUAUCCAGAUGGAAAAGCAGAAAUACUGUGUAUGGGAAAUAGUUUUGGUGUCUCUCCUACCAUGGACAAAGAAUACAUGAAAGGAGUGAUGAGAACAAAGGUGGAUGACUGCCAGUUUGUCUGCAUAGCCCAGCAAGAUUACUGCCGUAUUCUCAACCAAGUAGAAAAGAACAUGCAAAAAGUUGAAGAGGAAGGAGAGAUUGUUAUGGUGAAAGAACACCGAGAACUUGAUCGAACUGGAACAAGAAAGGGACACAUUGUCAUCAAGGGUACCUCAGAAAGGUUAACAAUGCAUUUGGUGGAAGAGCAUUCAGUAGUAGAUCCAACAUUCAUAGAAGACUUUCUGUUGACCUAUAGGACUUUUCUUUCUAGCCCAAUGGAAGUGGGCAAAAAGUUAUUGGAGUGGUUUAAUGACCCGAGCCUCAGGGAUAAGGUUACACGGGUAGUAUUAUUGUGGGUAAAUAAUCACUUCAAUGACUUUGAAGGAGAUCCUGCAAUGACUCGAUUUUUAGAAGAAUUUGAAAACAAUCUGGAAAGAGAGAAAAUGGGUGGACACCUAAGGCUGUUGAACAUCGCAUGUGCUGCUAAAGCAAAAAGAAGAUUGAUGACGUUAACAAAACCAUCCCGAGAAGCUCCUUUGCCUUUUAUCUUACUUGGAGGCUCUGAGAAGGGAUUUGGAAUCUUUGUUGACAGUGUAGAUUCAGGUAGCAAAGCAACUGAAGCAGGCUUGAAACGGGGGGAUCAGAUAUUAGAAGUAAAUGGCCAAAACUUUGAAAACAUUCAGCUGUCAAAAGCCAUGGAAAUUCUUAGAAAUAACACACAUUUAUCUAUCACUGUGAAAACCAAUUUAUUUGUAUUUAAAGAACUUCUAACAAGAUUGUCAGAAGAGAAAAGAAAUGGUGCCCCCCACCUUCCUAAAAUUGGUGACAUCAAAAAGGCCAGUCGCUACUCCAUUCCAGAUCUUGCUGUAGAUGUAGAACAGGUGAUAGGACUUGAAAAAGUGAACAAAAAAAGUAAAGCCAACACUGUUGGAGGAAGGAACAAGCUGAAAAAGAUACUCGACAAGACUCGGAUCAGUAUCUUGCCACAGAAACCAUACAAUGAUAUUGGGAUUGGUCAGUCUCAAGAUGACAGCAUAGUAGGAUUAAGGCAGACAAAGCACAUCCCAACUGCAUUGCCUGUCAGUGGAACCUUAUCAUCCAGUAAUCCUGAUUUAUUGCAGUCACAUCAUCGCAUUUUAGACUUCAGUGCUACGCCUGACUUGCCAGAUCAAGUGCUAAGGGUUUUUAAGGCUGAUCAGCAAAGCCGCUACAUCAUGAUCAGUAAGGACACUACAGCAAAGGAAGUGGUCAUUCAGGCUAUCAGGGAGUUUGCUGUUACUGCCACAGCGGAUCAGUAUUCACUAUGUGAGGUCUCUGUCACACCUGAGGGAGUAAUCAAACAAAGAAGACUUCCAGAUCAGCUUUCCAAACUUGCUGACAGAAUACAACUGAGUGGAAGGUAUUAUCUGAAAAACAACAUGGAAACAGAAACUCUUUGUUCAGAUGAAGAUGCUCAGGAGUUGUUGAGAGAGAGUCAAAUUUCCCUCCUUCAGCUCAGCACUGUGGAAGUUGCCACACAGCUCUCUAUGCGAAAUUUUGAACUCUUUCGCAACAUUGAACCUACUGAAUAUAUAGAUGAUUUAUUUAAACUCAGAUCAAAAACCAGCUGUGCCAACCUGAAGAGAUUUGAAGAAGUCAUUAACCAGGAAACAUUUUGGGUAGCAUCUGAAAUUCUCAGAGAAACAAACCAGCUGAAGAGGAUGAAGAUCAUUAAGCAUUUCAUCAAGAUAGCACUGCACUGUAGGGAAUGCAAGAAUUUUAACUCAAUGUUUGCAAUCAUUAGUGGCCUAAACCUGGCACCAGUGGCAAGACUGCGAACGACCUGGGAGAAACUUCCCAAUAAAUACGAAAAACUAUUUCAAGAUCUCCAAGACCUGUUUGAUCCUUCCAGAAACAUGGCAAAAUAUCGCAAUGUUCUCAAUAGUCAAAACCUACAACCUCCCAUAAUCCCUCUAUUCCCAGUUAUCAAAAAGGAUCUCACCUUCCUUCACGAAGGAAAUGACUCAAAAGUAGACGGGCUGGUCAAUUUUGAGAAGCUAAGGAUGAUUGCAAAAGAAAUUCGUCACGUUGGCCGAAUGGCUUCGGUGAACAUGGACCCUGCCCUCAUGUUCAGGACUCGGAAGAAGAAAUGGCGGAGUUUGGGGUCUCUCAGCCAGGGUAGUACAAAUGCAACAGUGCUAGAUGUUGCUCAGACAGGUGGUCAUAAAAAGCGGGUACGUCGUAGUUCCUUUCUCAAUGCCAAAAAGCUUUACGAAGAUGCCCAAAUGGCUCGAAAAGUGAAGCAGUACCUUUCCAAUUUGGAGCUAGAAAUGGACGAGGAGAGUCUUCAGACAUUAUCUCUGCAGUGUGAGCCAGCAACCAACACAUUGCCUAAGAAUCCUGGUGACAAAAAGCCUGUCAAAUCCGAGACCUCUCCAGUAGCUCCAAGGGCAGGGUCACAACAGAAAGCUCAGUCCCUGCCACAGCCCCAGCAGCAGCCACCACCAGCACAUAAAAUCAACCAGGGACUGCAGGUUCCCGCCGUGUCCCUUUAUCCUUCGCGGAAGAAAGUGCCCGUAAAGGAUCUCCCACCUUUUGGCAUAAACUCUCCACAAGCUUUAAAAAAAAUUCUUUCUUUGUCUGAAGAAGGAAGUUUGGAACGUCACAAGAAACAGGCUGAAGAUACAGUAUCAAAUGCAUCUUCGCAGCUUUCUUCUCCUCCUACUUCUCCACAGAGUUCUCCAAGGAAAGGUGGCAGUGGCAAUCAGCUGAGAUCUUUUGGCUCCGGGCAGUUGGACUUAACCAGUUCCUCCUCUUCUCUUGGAAGUGAGAACAGUAACAAGAAUAACAAUGCACCACGGACCUAUGGGAUAGGCUAUACUUUGGCUCCCAGUGGUACUGUGGAUAAUUUUUCAGAUUCUGGUCACAGUGAAAUUUCUUCACGAUCCAGUAUUGUCAGCAAUUCGUCUUUUGACUCAGUGCCAGUCUCACUGCACGAUGAGAGGCGCCAGAGGCAUUCUGUCAGCAUCGUGGAAACAAACCUAGGGAUGGGCAGGAUGGAGAGGCGGACCAUGAUGGAACCUGAUCAGUAUAGCUUGGGGUCCUAUGCACCAAUGUCCGAGGGCCGAGGCUUAUAUGCUACAGCUACAGUAAUUUCUUCUCCAAGUACAGAGGAACUUUCCCAGGAUCAGGGGGAUCGCGCGUCACUUGAUGCUGCUGACAGUGGCCGUGGGAGCUGGACGUCAUGCUCAAGUGGCUCCCAUGAUAAUAUACAGACGAUCCAGCACCAGAGAAGCUGGGAGACUCUUCCAUUCGGGCAUACUCACUUUGAUUAUUCAGGGGAUCCUGCAGGUUUAUGGGCAUCAAGCAGUCAUAUGGACCAAAUUAUGUUUUCUGAUCAUAGCACAAAGUAUAACAGGCAAAAUCAAAGCAGAGAGAGCCUUGAACAAGCCCAGUCCCGAGCAAGCUGGGCAUCUUCCACAGGUUACUGGGGAGAAGACUCAGAAGGUGACACAGGCACAAUAAAGCGGAGAGGUGGAAAGGACGUUUCCAUUGAAGCUGAAAGCAGUAGCCUAACGUCUGUGACCACAGAAGAAACCAAGCCUGUCCCCAUGCCUGCCCACAUAGCUGUGGCAUCAAGUACUACAAAGGGGCUCAUUGCGCGAAAGGAGGGCAGGUAUCGAGAGCCCCCGCCCACCCCUCCCGGCUACAUUGGAAUUCCCAUUACUGACUUUCCAGAAGGGCACUCCCAUCCCACCAGGAAACCGCCAGACUACAACGUGGCCCUUCAGAGAUCGCGGAUGGUCGCACGAUCCUCCGACACAGCUGGGCCUUCAUCCGUACAGCAGCCACAUGGGCAUCCCACCAGCAGCAGGCCUGUGAACAAACCUCAGUGGCAUAAACCGAACGAGUCGGACCCGCGCCUCGCCCCCUAUCAGUCCCAAGGGUUUUCCACCGAGGAGGAUGAAGAUGAACAAGUUUCUGCUGUUUGAGGCACAGGCUUUUCUGGAAGCAGAGUGAGCCACCUGAAAGGAGAGCACAAGAAGACGUCCCGAGCAUUGGAGCCUUGGAACUCACAUUCUGAGGACGGUGGACCAGUUUGCCUCCUUCCCUGCCUUAAAAGCAGCAUGGGGCUUCUUCUCCCCUUCUUCCUUUCCCCUUUGCAUGUGAAAUACUGUGAAGAAAUUGCCCUGGCACUUUUCAGACUUUGUUGCUUGAAAUGCACAGUGCAGCAAUCUUCGAGCUCCCGCUGUUGCUGCCUGCCACAUCACACAGUAUCAUUCCAAAUUCCAAGAUCAUCACAACAAGAUGAUUCACUCUGGCUGCACUUCUCAAUGCCUGGAAGGAUUUUUUUUAAUCUUCCUUUUAGAUUUCAAUCCAGUCCUAGCACUUGAUCUCAUUGGGAUAAUGAGAAAAGCUAGCCAUUGAACUACUUGGGGCCUUUAACCCACCAAGGAAGACAAAGAAAAACAAUGAAAUCCUUUGAGUACAGUGCUUGUCCACUUGUUUACAAUGUCCUCCUUAAAAAAAAAAAAAAAAAUGAGUUUAAAGAUUUUGUUCAGAGAGUAAAUGUAUAUCCAUUUAAUGAUCACAGUAUUAUUUUAAACCUUAAGUAGGGUUGCCAGCCUGGUUUCUGAAAAACCAAAUAUGCCGGACAGGGUGUGGCCACACCAAGAAGACGGGAAGACCUGGCUUGUGACCCUGGCUUCCCAUGUCCUUCUGGUCUCACCCGCGAAGUGCCCUAUCCUGGAAGUAUGAAAUGUUAGCCAAUUAAUACCAAGACACCUCAUCUGCUCCUUCCCCAGUGGAUGGGGUUCUUCUGUAAAACUGUUUGCACAUGGCCAGGGGAGGGAACUAGGACCCUUGUGUCCUGUCUGAGCCUUAUGGAGGCAGGACGGUGUCAUUGGUGGAUGUGUCCUGCUCCAUUGAGAUGGAUGGCAAACCCCAUUUUUAAGUUAUAUUUCUUUGAUUUUUGUUAAUUUAGAGGUGUAGGUUUUUUUUUUUUUUUUUUUUUUAAGAGAAACAUUUAUAACUGGAUAGCAUUGCAGUGAAAGCAGCUUGGGAUGUUGGAGCUAAUGCCAGCUGUUUAUACUGCUCUUUCAAGACAGCCUCCCUUUAUUGAAUUGGCAUUAGGGAAUAAACAAGCCUUUAAACGUGAUAAAAGAUCAAAAACCUGGUUAGACAUGCCAGCCUUUGCAAGGCAGGUUAGUCACCAAAGACUAACCUCCAAGUGGCUUUAUGGACGCUGCAUAUAGAGAAGGCCUAAGUGUAGCAACCAUCUGCUCACAGCUGCUAUUAACCCUAUAAUGACUGAAAUGACCCCUCCACUCUAUUUUUGUGUUGUUUUGCACAGACUCCGGAAAAGUGAAGGCUGCCAAUCUGAGUAGUACUCAAAUGUGAGGAACUGCUGGUCUUGGAUUUUUUUUCCAUUAAAUUCAGCUGAUCAUAUUGAUCAGUAGAUAAACGUAAAUAGCUUCAAAUUUUAAAAGUGGAAUUGCAGUGUUUUUUCACUGUAUCAAACAAUGUCAGUGCUUUAUUUAAUAAUUCUCUUCUGUAUCAUGGCAUUUGUCUACUUGCUUAUAUAUUACAUUGUCAAUUAUGCAUUUGUAAUUUUACAUGUAAUAUGCAUUAUUUGCCAGUUUUAUUAUAUAGGCUAUGGACCUCAUGUGCAUAUAGAAAGACAGAAAUCUAGCUCUAUCACAAGUUGCACAAAUGUUAUCUAAGCAUUAAGUAAUUGUAGAACAUAGGACUGCUAAUCUCAGUUCGCUCUGUGAUGUCAAGUGCAGAAUGUACAAUUAACUGGUGAUUUCCUCAUACUUUUGAUACUACUUGUACCUGUAUGUCUUUUAGAAAGACAUUGGUGGAGUCUGUAUCCCUUUUGUAUUUUUAAUACAAUAAUUGUACAUAUUGGUUAUAUUUUUGUUGAAGAUGGUAGAAAUGUACUAUGUUUAUGCUUCUACAUCCAGUUUGUACAAGCUGGAAAAUAAAUAAAUAUAACAUAAAGCCUU
This is a messenger RNA of Pongo pygmaeus (Bornean orangutan), 7187 nucleotides long. It is a transcript of the gene RAPGEF2, whose product is annotated as Rap guanine nucleotide exchange factor 2. The transcript is spliced from 28 exons. NCBI's taxonomy places the organism in Eukaryota, Metazoa, Chordata, Mammalia, Primates, Hominidae. The record is from RefSeq and is a predicted model, not a curated record. Bases 414 to 5171 code for a protein of 1585 amino acids. Gene Ontology annotation, molecular function: guanyl-nucleotide exchange factor activity; protein binding. Gene Ontology annotation, biological process: small GTPase-mediated signal transduction.